Phycodurus eques (leafy seadragon) is the source of this 4831-nucleotide messenger RNA. It is a transcript of the gene hhip, whose product is annotated as hedgehog interacting protein. The transcript has 13 exons. The record is from RefSeq and is a predicted model, not a curated record. The coding region runs from base 248 to 2383 and encodes 711 amino acids. Lineage: Eukaryota; Metazoa; Chordata; Actinopteri; Syngnathiformes; Syngnathidae.
CCACGUGUAUUUAUUGUUUUACUAGGAGACAGACACCUGCAGCAUGCUUGUACUAAAUGUAAAUGUAAUGAACUCACACAUACAUAGAGUUUUAAUAUAACAGAUUGCUUAAUUAUUUUUGUGCAUCCGCCUGUUUUGGAAAUAUUGUGGAUUUAUUUGUUUGGAUUUUUCAGUUAUUUUUGUUUGUUUGUUUUGUUUUGAAUUAUUUGUGCAUUUACAAAAAAAAAAGAAUACUAAUUAUAAAACAAUGAAGCACUUGCAAUUCGUGCUGGUGCUGGCCAUCGCUGUCAACGUUUGGGAGUGCGGCGACGCCAAAUUCGGACCCGAGCGCGGUGGCGAACUGAGCGCCAGGCGGCGACGCUGCUACGACGGCAGCCUGCCCAAGCGCCUCAAGAAGCGGGAGAGGAAAGUCCUCUUGGACGGCGGCGGCUCCACGACCACCACGACCGCCACCGCCGGCGGCGGAGGCGAAGUGUGUCACCGGCUCUACCCGCGAGUGUCUUGCUGUCCCACCAGGAGAGCGGCGUACCAGAUCGCGCACCGCAGGGAUGCCCGGAUCUUCACCACCAACAACACGGAAUGCGGCCGUCUGCUGGAGGAGAUCAAGUGUGCACGCUGCUCCCCCAACGCGCAGGUGUUAUUCCACGCGUCGGACCCAGGCAGGAUGCCACACAGGGAGCCCGACCUGCCCCAGCUCUGCCAGGACUUCUGCCGCGAGUUCUACUACACCUGCCGGGGACACGUACCGGAAUUGUUCCAGGCUGACGUGGAUGAGUUCUGUCAAUACUACGGCAGACGAGAUGCUGGCCUGUGCUUUCCAGAUUUUCAACGAAAGCAAGCACAGGGCCAAGAUUCCAACUACUUGGGAGACGAGAAGAUGGAAGAUAUCAGCAGGAAACACAAACACAACUGCUACUGUGCCCAGGAGGUGUUGAGUGCUCUGCGGCAGCCGGUGGCCGUGGUGCACUGCGGCGACGGAUCCCAACGCCUCUUUGUACUGGAGCGGGGGGGAUUUGUCCGGAUACUCACCCACGACCUGCAGCUGCUCAAGGAGCCCUUUCUGGACAUCCACAAGCUGGUGCAGAGCGGCCUGAAGGGCGGAGAUGAAAGGGGCCUGCUAAGCCUGGCAUUCCAUCCCAAUUAUAAAAAGAAUGGCAAGCUCUACGUGUCCUACACCACCAACCAGGAGCGCUGGGCCAUCGGGCCGCACGACCACAUUCUCCGCGUUGUGGAGUACACCGUGUCCAGAAAGAACCCAAACCAGGUGGACACCCGGACCAUUCGGGUACUGAUGGAAGUGGCCGAGCUGCACCGGAAACAUCUGGGGGGGCAGCUCCUUUUCAGCCCCGAGGGUCUGCUGUACAUCGUCUUGGGGGACGGGAUGAUCACCCUGGACGACAUGGAGGAGAUGGAUGGACUCAGUGAUUUCACAGGGUCCAUGCUCAGGGUAGACGUGGACACGGACGGCUGCACGUCCCCCUAUUCCAUACCUCGGGACAACCCGUACUUCAACAGCACCAACCAGCCCCCGGAAAUUUUUGCACAAGGCUUACAUGACCCGGGCAGGUGCAGUGUGGAUCGGCUCCAGACGGAGAACGGGAGCCUCCUCAUGCUCUGCACGGAUGCUAGUGGCAAAAACUCCACCACGGGAAGAAUAUUGGAGAUGUCCAAGGGGAAAGACUACGAGAACGAACCUUCCGUCUACGACCUGCAGUCCAUUCGAGGAGCACCACCAGUGGGGGGCUUCAUCUACAGGGGUUGCCAGUCUCGAAGAUUGUAUGGCAGUUACGUGUUUGGAGAUAGGCUUGGAAACCUGCGGAUUCUCCAGAAGUCAUCGAUAACGCCGUCAGCAGCAAGCGACCAGUGGCAGGAGAAACCGCUUUGUCUGGGCUCAGCCGGAUCCUGCGGCUCCAUGCUAGUGGGAAAUAUCCUGGGAUUCGGAGAAGAUGAACUGGGUGAAGGCUACAUACUGGCGAACAGUAAAAGCAUGGCGCAGUCGCACAGUGGGAAACUCUACAAGUUGGUGGACCCCAAAAGGCCCCUAGUCCCCAAGGAGUGCCAGCGUCAGGUGGAGCCUCCCGAGCUGUUGAUGACAGCUUGUUCCAGACACUGCAAGAACGGACACUGCACGCCCACUGGCAAGUGCUGCUGCAGCCCUGGUUGGGAGGGGCUCUUGUGCCGUAUCGCCAAGUGCGAUCCAGGCUGCCGCAACGGAGGCGUGUGCAUGGAGCCCAACAAGUGCCUGUGCAAGAGCGGCUACUCGGGCGGCCAGUGCGAGCAGAGCGAGCAGGGCAUGCCUAACGAUCAGGAGAAGGACGGCCUCCUGGACCAUAUCAUCGACAUGACAUCGUACCUCCUCGACCUGACCAGCUACAUCGUAUAGAGAGACUGCGCCACCUACACGAAUCUGCCUAGCGCCACCGGCUGACUCCAACGAGGUAGCCUUAAUUUUUGGGGGGCCCACGCUGACACAAAAGAAAGAAGGAUCUCCGUCACAGCUGCCUUUUGUCAACACCACCGGACGUUACGGUUCCUCACCGGACGAUAAGCUACUUGCUCCCCUGAGCACCUGGCCUGGCAUCCAAGUCACAGAAAACGGCCCGCCAAGACAUUUCUGCGCCUCUCCGGGACAAAUAUAAAAAACACGGCAACGGAGUAACCGAUUAUUUUGGCGAUUUGCUGUGAUGUCUUUAGGACACAUCCACAACUGUUGGACAUUUUCAACGCAGGAUGAAGAAGAGACGCCUGAUUGCAAACCCGCCCCCAUGUCCCCGCUCUGCAUUCUUGACAAAACGUUUCAAAAACAAACACAAACACCUUUGCGCAGGUUCCUAACACUGGCCUCUUUCACACAGAGACCUCGCAAAAUGGCAGCAUCAGAGUUGUAACGGAGCGAGAUACUGCUGCAACUGUACUGUACGUCUUUCACACAGAGACUGAUAAUUAGAUGACGUCAGUGCCUAGUGUGACGUAAAAGAUACUUGUCGGGCUGCGACAAGUGGUUUCAGCGCAUCAGGGCGGAAGAAAUUAGUUCCCCCUCACAAACAUGCGUGACGACGUCCCGCCUCUGUUACAGCUCUGAUACUUCCUCCCCUGCAGGAAAGCUCUUUUCUGCCUUCUCUUUUCACACAGAAUCCAGCAAAGGUGGGAUAUUGCUGCAACUGUCUGAACUUUCAGGCAGGAACACAGCACUCCAACAAUCAGAUCAUUACAUGACGUCACCAUCUGGUGUUACGUUAAAAAAAAAAUUAAAAAAAUACUUGUCAAACAGUACUAUUUACUUUCAAUACAACAUGGCGGGAGUAGUGAGUUUCAGUUCCUGUGGCGCCCCACCCUCUGUUACGGGUCUCCAUUCGUGCAUUACGCCUUUUUUCCCCUGUUCGUGUUCUGUAAAAUUGGCACCUUCAUGACACAAGAGCAAGCAUUUAUCCGUCUUUUGCGCAGAACCCUUGCUUUCACACAGCCACUCAGCAUCCCGCAAUCAGAUAAUUUGACGACCUCUGUGUCUGAUGUGAGAAAAUUGCUUUCAAUGAAACAAGGCUGGAAAAAUGAGUUUCAGGUGUUAGACUUUACUCACCAACAUUUACACAGAAUCCAGCGAAGGCACCCCACACAGUGAAACAGCAUCCCGCAAUCAGAAAAUGUCGUGACAUCAGCGUCUGGUGUUACAAUUGCUUUUGACACAUCAAGGCCGGAGACGUGAGUGUCAGGUGUUACACUUCACACCCCUGUCCUUGCAAUUGCAGAAUAACCUUACACACAGAUGAUGUCCCGCCUCUGUUACGGCUCAGAUUCUACCCCCGAAGGUUCAAAAUUGCCGGGUCGACUCCAGACAGUAACAAUUGCUUUUGACACAACAAGGUUUUAAAAUGUAUACCCCGGCAUUGUAGAUGAGAUACUACCUCCAAAGGCGCAAAAAUGCCAGGCUGAUUCCAUCCCCCGCACACCUUCCAUGUCGUGUCGGUGCCUUUAACACAAAACAUCGACACUGUAAAAAACAAAACAAAAAAAACGUUUUAUUUAAAAAUGCCGUCUUUUCCUGGGCGGUAUAAAAGGGGCUAGUGGACAUCCAAAACAUAAAGGGAAGAAGAAGAAGAGGUAGCGAAUGGUAAUGUAUAUUCUUCUAUAGAGCUUACCCACUACUACUUAGCUUUCCAAAAAAAAAUAAAAACAUUUAAAAAUAAAAAUGAUGAAAAAAAAAACAUAGCAUUAUUAUGAUAGAGGGGGUUUAUUUUUCUAAGUGUAAUAAUAUAUGGGAGAGAGUGGUGUUUAUAAAAAUACAUUUUACACUAAGCCUUGUGUCCCUUUAGUGUACUUGCAGCUUGCAUUUUAAACGCCCGUCCCCCAAUAAUCCGCAACACAAAGCUUCACUAUAGAUCCACGAUGUUAGCGUUUAUUUGUGUUCAAGCCCCAACACGCUGUUGUUGUUAGUAUUAUUUUUGGUUUCAACCUGUAUUGGUUCACCUCGCUGGUGUGUUUGUUGACAUAAAUCAAUAAGUCUACCUGGUCGAAAACAAAUCCACAGUGGAAUUUUUAUGCUGUAAAAUGGGGGGGGGGGGAGAUUUUUUUUUUUUCUCUUUGUUUUGUUUUUUUUGUUAGCACUUAAUGUGAACGUUGUUGCAUUGUAGCUGCUGAGACGGCAUGGUGUGAAUAGAAUAACCAUUUUCAUUAUUUAAGUAGUAGUUACACAAAAUGAGAUAAUUAUUUAAGUAUGUCAUUGUACUGUAUGUGUGUAUUUUUCUUUUUAUAUUUGUUUUGUAUCAUUCAUGUAUUGUAAAUACAACUUUAGGGAUAACUUUCUCUCUUCAGAAAUAUCAAUAUGUCUAUUAAA